This is a messenger RNA of Coccinella septempunctata (seven-spotted ladybird), 607 nucleotides long. Its product is annotated as succinate dehydrogenase [ubiquinone] flavoprotein subunit, mitochondrial-like. The transcript is spliced from 3 exons. Gene Ontology annotation, molecular function: succinate dehydrogenase (quinone) activity; electron transfer activity; flavin adenine dinucleotide binding. The record is from RefSeq and is a predicted model, not a curated record. NCBI's taxonomy places the organism in Eukaryota, Metazoa, Arthropoda, Insecta, Coleoptera, Coccinellidae. Bases 85 to 537 code for a protein of 150 amino acids. Gene Ontology annotation, biological process: mitochondrial electron transport, succinate to ubiquinone.
AAUGCUGGCCAAUCUUCUGUGAGUAACUUACAUUGGUGUCGUUAUGCUGAUGGUAAAUAUCCAACGAGUUUUCUGAGAGUUAGAAUGCAGAAAACCAUGCACAAAUAUGCAGCAAUUUUCAGAGAAGAAAGUUAUUUGAAUGAAGGCUGUGAAAAGAUGCUGGAAAUAUUCACAAUGUACAGACAUUUGAAAACUAAAGACAGGGGUCUUAUAUUCAACACUGAUCUAGUUGAGGCCUGGGAAUUGAACAAUUUAAUGAUUAAUAGUGUUCAGACAAUUUUCGCUGCCAAAGCUCGAAAGGAAAGCAGAGGAUCACAUUAUAGGGAAGAUCACAAAGUAAGAAUAGAUGAAUUCGAUUUUAGCAAGCCUUUAGAGGGCCAGGAAAGAAGAACUUUUGAUGAACAUUUCAGGAAACAUUCGCUUACAAAGGUCAAUUUUCAAACAGGAGAGGUAAACUUGUACUAUCGACCAGUGAUAGAUCAAACUUUAGAUCCUAAAGAAUGCCCUCAUGUACCCCCAGCGAUAAGAAAAUAUUGAAAUAAAAAUUUUCUCAUGAAAUUUUGAAGUGUAGAUAAUAACAAAAAUUAUAUCAGUCAUUUUUAUUCUA